GCACGGGGUAUAAGAAUGAGGUAUGCUGCCUCAGUGCCGCGAGUGCAUUCCCAAAUCCGCGAGCUAGCGGCCGUGACAUUGAACGCGGUACCGCUCACACGCUGCCGGCCGUCCGCUGCCGGACCACACCGCGCCACUAGCUGCUGCGGAGUGGUGGCCGCCUGCCGCGUCCUACAGCCGACACUCGGUGGAACUAUCGACUGUGUCGUAAACAACUGCCAACAGCCGCGGCUAGUGCCGGCCCGCAGUGUCCCGCCCGCGACGCGCCCAGCCUCACGCACAGCUUGCGCCGCUGACUACUGCGCCGCUGACUGCCGCGAGAUGGCGCGCUGGGUGCUGCCAGCGCUGCUGCUGCUGCUGCUGGCGACGUCGGCGCCGGCGUCGGCUAGAGAUGUCACCGACGCGGAGUACGCGCGGUUCCCGCGGCUGUACCACCUGGACGACUACAGCUCGUGCCUGGCGCGGGAGGGCGGCCUCUACUGCCUCGGCUCCUUCCACCUCGCGCCGCUCACCGACCACAGCCCGCUCUACUCCAUGCUUGAGGAGUACUCCCGGGAGCCGCACCACUUCAACCGCACGCAGCUGCACCGCGGGUACUGCGUGAGCUCGCGCUGCGCGGCGCUGGCGGCGGAGCGCAACGCGUCGCUGCGGUUCGAGCGCUGCGCGGCGCAGUGGGCGCGGCGGCUGGGGCUGCGGCCGUCGCUCGCGCGCCUGCACUACUGCCGCUCGCACGCGCAGGACGUGGCGCGCGCGCACAGCCCCGACCCGCUCGACAUCCCGCAGCGGCUGUUCCUCUACGUGCUCGCUGCCAUCCUGGCGCUCAACAUCCUCGGCACUACUUACGAUGUCGUUACUGCUGAUAACCCCAAAAAGAACUGGCUGAGCAGCUGGUCGAUGCGGUUCAACUGGCGCCGCCUCACCACCACACACGAGGACGGAGACCCUCGACUCUCCGCACUUACACCCGUGCAGGGAGUCAGAGUGCUGCUGAUGGUGCUGACGAUGGCCACACACAGCGCCUGCAUCCAGGUGAUGCUGUACGUGUACAACCCGCGGUGGAUCGAGCAGAUAUCUCGCCACCCGAUCCUGAUGCUGUUCCUGAAUGGCACCUCAGUGGUGCAGAUUUUCGUGAUGUUGUCCAACUUCCUGCUCGGCUACAACCUGCUCCUUUUUGUCAAGGACAACAAACCCUCCUUCAGUCUGCUGCCAUACAUCUUCAUUAAAAGGAUAGCCAGGAUCUCCCCGGUGUAUUUGCUGGUGGUAGGGUACGCAGCGACGUGGUGGCCGCGCAGUGGUGCCGGCCCCAUGUGGACAGCAUUCGCCGGCGCUGAGAGUGCCAUCUGCCGGCGCAAGUUCUGGACGCACGUGCUCUUCAUCAACAACCUCGUCGACCCGAACGACAUCUGUCUCGUGCAGACCUGGUUCCCAGCGGUGGACACGCAGCUGCACGUGGUGGCGGCGGUGCUGGCGCUGUGGCUGGCGCGGCGGCGCGCGCGCGCAGUCCGCCUGCUGCUGCUGCUGGCGGCGGCCGCCAGCGCGCUCACCGGGCUGCUGGCCUACGUCUUCCAAUGGGAGUCCAUCGUGUACUACUCUUACCCGAAAAACCUGAACACGAUGUACAAGGACAUACCAUCGUUCUCCUGGCUGUACCAGGCUCCGUGGGGCAGUCUCGCCGCCUGCCUCAUCGGACUGCUGCUGGCGUUUGUCCACUUUGAAAUACAGGAGUCAGGUGUCAAAGUGACUUCUUUGAAAUCGGUGCGAUGGCUGCGCAGACUGUACAGUGCGACCCCGGUGCUGAUGGCGUCAUGGAUCCUGGCCGGGAACUGGCUGCGCGGGUACAGCGAGCCCUGGUUCACGGCGCUGUACGCGGCGCUGGAGCGGCCCGUGCUCAGCCUGCUCGCCGCCGGCAUACUGCUCGGCAUGAUCAACGGAUUUGAAGGAUGGCUGAAGCACGUGAUGGCGUGGCGCGGCUGGCACGCCAUGGGCCGCAUGUCGCUGUCCGUGCUGAUGGUGCACUGGUGCAUCAACGUCAACAUCGCCGCCUCCCGCCUGCAGCCCACCACCGUAUCCCUGCUUAGCGUGCUGGUGGACUGGGUGGCGACGAGUUUCUUCUCGUACGUGGUGGCGGUGCCGCUCACCGUCAUGGUGGAGAUGCCGGUGCAGAGGGUGGUGACGUCACUCCUCGCCAGCAGAGUGACCAAGCAGGCGUAGCACAUGAUCAGCUACACAUAGGAAACUAGCUGUUAUUCAAUUGUGCAAUAUCCACGAUCGAGUGCAACUGUUGCUGUGGUCUAUAGUGUGCUACAGAACUGAGAGGCCAUUGCGAUAUGUUCACCAAUUCAUCGCGUUAACGUAAACUCCGAUUGGUGUGGGUCGGCCGUUGUAGGCCGCAGUGGACACGUGUGUGCAAUGUAAGGAAACUAUAUUAUUGGGAACUGUGCUGUGAUAACUAUAUGGACGUCAAACGACGAUGACUCGAACCGCUCCGUGAUUUAAAUAUAAGUGCAAUAUGAAUUGACUUUACUUUAUUCUUAGUGUCGGUAGAGAUGUUACUAUUUGUUGGUGACUGAUAUACCUAAUAUUGUAUCGAUACAAUGUAAGCUCGCCAAGUGUUACAUGUCGCAGCUCUAUGCCCCAUUUACUGCCGAUUAACAAUCUUGCCAUGAAAUGUAAGUCUAGUAAGUCAGGAUCAACCAACUUUAAAAUUGCGUGACCAAACAUUUACGGGAGUAAUGUAGGAAAUAUUAAGAAGAGGCCACAAGAAUACGUAUCUGUAGAAGAAUGAUAAUCCAUCUUUAAUCCUACGCAACGUCACGCCUUUUAUCCCCGAAGAGGUAGGCAGAGAUGCACAAUACGUCUUUAUUCGUAAUUAUGUUAAAAGAAGGCUAACUAACCUACCUCAACAGAAUUAUUAUUAUGACUUUGUAUCAGACACAAACAAUCGUGGUGUCGUCGUGUGUUGCAUCUAUGCACCUGUGUUUACUUAGUAUUGUAUUAUGGCCAAUGAAGCUGCGACAUAUUUAUUACGAUGGGACUGUCCCGUCGGUAUUGAUUAAAUUUAAGUCUGUCAUUAUUUAGGGAAUUUCGUAAGGAAAUAAAGAUUAUAUUGAAAUUUU
Molecule: messenger RNA, 3116 nt
Organism: Spodoptera frugiperda (fall armyworm)
Lineage: Eukaryota; Metazoa; Arthropoda; Insecta; Lepidoptera; Noctuidae
Product: O-acyltransferase like protein-like
Exons: 13
Coding region: 16-2211 (731 amino acids)
Source: RefSeq, a predicted model, not a curated record